AUGGCUUCGGAAUUAGUCCCAUCUUCCAGGGAUUUGUUGAAAUGUUGCAAUUGUGGAUGUGAUUGCUCCAUGUUAGCUCAAUCUUCGGGGACUUGGAUUCGAUCUGUUAAACGGAAGCAUGAUGAGUUCAAAAUGGAUGGCCAACUGGCCAUGCCCGCCUUUGCACGGGUUGAAAUUGGGAAUGAAUGUGUUGCCCUGCGUGAGAUGGUCAGUAUGCAGCAGCAAACCAUUCAAGAUUUGAAUGCAGAGUUGGAGGAGGAGAGAAAUUCUUCAUCAACGGCUGCGAAUGAGGCCAUGUCCAUGAUGUUGAGGCUGCAGAGGGAAAAGGCAGAGGUUCAAAUGGAGGCACGCCAAUUCAAGCGUUUUGCUGAGGAGAAGAUGACACACGAUCAGGAGGAGCUUCUAUCUUUGGAAGAUUUGUUGUAUAAGAGGGAACAGAUCAUUCAGUCACUUACUUGUGAAGUUCAGGCUUACAAACACAGGUUGAUGAGUUUUGGUCUUACUGAGGAAGAGGCCGAGGGUGAUCAAUAUGAACUUCCACCCUAUGAAUAUCCUCCUUUGAAAUGUAGUGUGGUGCAUGGUGCUAUGGAUGCUGAUAAUUAUGACACGGAUGUAGAGAAAUAUGCUUUUGGUGAAUCUCCAACUGACCGAUUGAAAAACUUGGAAAAUAGGAUUUCUCAAAUGGAGAAAACUCCCACUUAUAGCCAGAUGGAAGGGGAUUUUACAGGGAAAAAUGUUCUAGAGAAAGUGAUUGUUGGACAGUCUCCAAGAAUGAAUAAGCAUUCUAGUAGACUUUCCUGUGACUCAACAUCAUUUGAUGGGAUGGUUAAAGAAGCAGGGCCCGAAUCUAUGAUUGAUUCUCCCAAUCUCAAUAAUAACCAUAAGAGAGAUUAUUUCUCAAAGUCAGAGGAUCCCUCCAAGGUAGAUAAUGAAUCAGAAGGUGAAGAUGUGAAUGACAGAAUUUAUACAAUUGAUUCUGUUCAUUGUGAGUCACCAUAUAAUGGUUUAAGAGAUUCCAAAGCUGGAGCUGUUGAUUUCGAAGAGCGUGUUACCACUCCAAAGGAGUCAGGGAAUCAUGCUACUGAUUUUGAGGAUCCCUACGUCAAGAAGCUUUACAUGAGGCUUCAGGCACUUGAGGCUGAUAGGGAAUCAAUGAGGCAGGCAAUCAUUUCAAUGCGCACAGAUAAAGCACAACUGGUGUUACUGAAGGAAAUUGCUCAACAUCUGUGCAAAGAGAUGUCCCCGCGAAGAAAAAUGGCAAGGAAACCGAGUUUUGCUGGCAACUCUUCAGUAUUUUCAAUUUUUAAGUGGGUCUCUUCAAUUGUUUUCUGGAGAAAGAGAGCUCAUCCAAGCAAGUAUAUGUUUGGUCUACCACCUGAAAGUGUUGGCUUGCUGAUGCUUCUGGACAAGGGAAAACGAACAAGGCCAUGGAGAUGCGUUUCAAGUACACAAGUGGGGGAUUAA
Molecule: messenger RNA, 1464 nt
Organism: Sphenostylis stenocarpa
Lineage: Eukaryota; Viridiplantae; Streptophyta; Magnoliopsida; Fabales; Fabaceae
Source: the annotation of a GenBank genome assembly